CAAAUAAAAGCAAAGUACUAACUUCGUCUCAACUUUACACAGUACAUGUACAUUUUUAUUGUAGCAAGAUUAAUAUUUUUUUCCUUUUCAGAGUGCGCGCGAGAAAAAAUGUAGAAAACUCAAACGUUGCAAUGACGUCACAAUGCAUUUGAAAUGACGUUACGUUUAUAAUCUCGCAGAACGUAACCGGAAAUGACACUAAACGUAUAAAAAUGGACGAAUUUGCGGAAUAAAACGACAAACCACUCCUCGAAUAUGAAGGAUGAAUGUUAUAUCUUUUUCGGUAAGAAAGCAAUCGGCAUGGCAGGACGAUCUCCAACAUUCUGUGCAUAAUUUGGCAAGGAUCAGUAGGUCUACAACUUCACAAACGUCCGAAAAUGAUAGUAAUGAAAUUCGCCGCCGAAGGGACAGGACCAAGGAUUUGUUUGGAAAACUAAAAGAAAUUGUCACUUCCAGAAAAUAUAGAGAUGUAGACUGGCAUCGCAUUGUCAUCAAUGUCGGUGGAACUAAAUUUUCAGUGUACAAUGGCACGAUUAGGACAGUUCCUGGAACUAGACUUGCAAAUUUGAGUCUUAAAAGUGAAGAAUAUGAUCGCAUGAACAAUGAGUAUUUCUUUGAUAGAAAUCCAGAAUUAUUCCCAUACAUUCUAGAUUUUUACCGAUAUGGGGAAAUGCAUAUUCCCAGAUUUAUAUGUGCAAAGAAAUUGUUGAGUGAAAUGAAAUACUGGGGUCUGAAUGGGUCAUGUCUAUCUCAUUGCUGUAGGAAGUAUUAUUAUGAUUCCCUAGACGAGAUAUUUGAUUAUGAAGACUUGCAAAAAAUGUUUGAAACCGUCCCUGAAAAGCUUCACACAGUGGACAGCGGGAGUAAUUUUGGAGACACGGAUAUUCGACACAGGAUUUGGUCACUCUUGAACAACCCGUCAUCGUCGACGUCGGCAAAGGUGUGGUCGAUUCUGUAUAUGAGCCUUGUCAUUCUGUCCAUCAUCUGCAUGUUCACAAGUACCCUCGCCUCGUGCAGAGUGGAACCAAAGAACACAUUCUUUCAAAGAUACGUACCCAAACACAUUGCAGAGAACAGCUUCUAUGUUAUUGUUCCACCACGAUUUACGAAUUUUUCAGAACCCUGUAUCGACCAUUGCGAUACUUUACCCACACACAACAACAGGGUGUUGACUUUUUUGACUACCCAGCCCCACAGUGCAUUAUUAUUUUUUGACUUAUUCUGUCUUAUAUUUUUUACGACAGAGAUAAUCAUUCGAUUUGUUUUUGGUAGACGGCGGUGGCGCAUGCUCAAAUCGUUCACGACGAUAUGCGAUAUCCUCUAUCUUAUUCCGGCGACAUGUAUGUUUGCAAUCGACUUCUAUGAUCGGACACACUGGCACAAUGUGAAUAGAAUAGGAUGGUUUCUUUUGCUCCAGACCCUGAUGACUCUCCGAGUUCUACGAUUGUUUCGAUUUACAGGGCAUUACCAUGGCCUGAAAACCUUGUGGCUGGCAGUGAAAGCAAGCAAACGUGAAUUGUUUCUGCUUUUUAUAUUCAUGAUAAUGGCAACCUCAUUUUUUGCAACAUUUAUCUUUUGUACCGAAUUUUUUGAAGCAUCAAGUUAUUACAACAAUAUUUACAUAGGAAUGUGGUGGUCAUUGAUCACCAUGACAACGGUAGGGUAUGGCGAUUUUUAUCCGAAUUCUGCCUUCGGAUACGUCCUUGCUUCCUUUUGUGCAUUGACUGGUAUCAUUUUAAUGGGAAUGCCCGUACCGCUGAUAGCCCGUAAUUUCCAUUCUUUUUAUGGGUUACAGUUCUACCAUGCACGCGAGUAUCAAAUCAAACAUAUUCGACGUGACGAGGACAACGACUUGGCGAAGGAAGUGCCCAAAGAACAAAGGGAAGUUGAAGAACCGGAAGUUAAAACUAAGCCGAAGAAAGCGGAUGUGAAAGAAAAACAAAAUGAGUUUAAGGUUAUCGUCACCGAAGAAAAGACAGGCGAAGAAAAAUUCAUUGACACUAUUCAGAGCGCAGUAGAAAAGCGCAACAAACUCAUGGCCUUGUUUGAAAGAAAUAAAGUCAGCCCUGUUAAUGAAGAUGGUGAAAAUAUAGCAAUGAAAAGAAGGCGUCAGAGUUUGUAAAAUUAGGAUUAAUCCAUAUAUUUAUGUAUACAA
Molecule: messenger RNA, 2155 nt
Organism: Saccostrea cuccullata (small rock oyster)
Lineage: Eukaryota; Metazoa; Mollusca; Bivalvia; Ostreida; Ostreidae
Product: potassium voltage-gated channel protein Shaw-like
Exons: 2
Coding region: 263-2122 (619 amino acids)
Biological process (GO): potassium ion transmembrane transport; protein homooligomerization
Cellular component (GO): membrane; voltage-gated potassium channel complex
Molecular function (GO): protein binding; voltage-gated potassium channel activity
Source: RefSeq, a predicted model, not a curated record